This is a messenger RNA of Fomitiporia mediterranea MF3/22, 2776 nucleotides long. Its product is annotated as Nop14-like protein. Gene Ontology annotation, biological process: maturation of SSU-rRNA. The record is from RefSeq and is a predicted model, not a curated record. Bases 16 to 2694 code for a protein of 892 amino acids. The transcript has 7 exons. Gene Ontology annotation, cellular component: small-subunit processome; nucleolus; Noc4p-Nop14p complex. Lineage: Eukaryota; Fungi; Basidiomycota; Agaricomycetes; Hymenochaetales; Hymenochaetaceae.
CCCCUGCAAACCUGAAUGGCGAAGGGUUCCCAGUUGACGCAGCUCAAGUCUGCUCUUUCUCAGGCUGGACUAAACAGACAACCCCCUUCUGGCAAAAAGCGAAAACGUACUGCGUCCUCACGAGACACAGACAAGGACAAGAAAGCGCAGAAAAUUGAGGAAAUACACCGGAAAUUAAAUCCAUUUGAUGUAAAGGUCACGAAGUUAAAGCACGAUGUGGUUGGAAGGAAACUCAAGGGUGUGACCGGUCGUCCACAAGAGAGCAAACAGACUGGCAUCGAACAGCGGAAGAAAACUCUUCUUAAGGAGUAUGAAAAGCGAAAUCAUGCAGGAGGCAUUAUUGACAGACGUUUCGGUGAAAACGAUCCUACCAUGACUCCAGAAGAGCGUAUGCUAGAACGAUUUACGAAGGAGCGGCAGCGUGCUUCUAGAGGCGUCGACUUCAACUUAGAAGAUGAAGAUGACCUGACACAUUAUGGUCAGAGUCUAUCCAGACUUGAUGACUUUGAGGAUACAGGACUAGGUUUGGAUGAGGACGACGAUGAGUCGGACGGAAAAAUUGACAGACAGACAGUGAAGUCAGUGCACUUUGGAGGUUUCGGUGAUGGGGAAGACGAUGAAAAGGACGGUGAGCCAUCGCGGAAAAAAUCCAAAGCAGAAGUUAUGGCAGAGGUCAUUGCAAAGAGCAAGCAGCAUAAGUUUGAGCGACAAGUCCAACGACAGCAGGAUGCUGAGACUCGCCAUCAGCUUGAUCAAGAGCUGGACGAUAUUCGCGGUCUUCUCUUCACCGAUGGCAGUACUGAUGCUAUAUCUUCCAAACUUACAAAUGAAACCAAAGACGAAGACGUGAAUUACGAUCAACUGGUACGCGAAUUAGCUCUGGACAAACGAGCGCAGCCUAAGGACAGGACAAAAACGGAAGAGGAGUUAGCCCUGGAAGCGAAGGAAGCACUUGAGAAAGCCGAACGCAAACGGCAGAAGCGGAUGAUGGGCGAGGAUGAUGAGAGUAGCGAUGACGAAAGAGCAGGAUCGAAGAAGAAAGCUCGACGUAUAGCCACAGGUGAUGAUUUAGAGGAUGAUUUCAACGAAGAAGGUGAUAUGGUAUGGGAUGGCCUCGGUGCAGGGUUGGGAGGUGAUGCAGAUGAAGAACUAGAUUCGGACAGCGGAGAUGAUGAACAGAGUGCCGAGGAGCUGUCAGAGGAGCUGCCAGAGGACAAUGCAGAGGAUUCCGGCUCAGAUGAAGACGUUGACGACACAGAUGAGUCAGACUCUGAAGAAUCAGACACUGAAGAACUGGCUUCGCGGGCAAAGUCAACUACAGCUUCAAAAGGGAAAGGAAAGGCUGUUGCAAAAGAAUUGCCGUUCAUGUUUCCCUGUCCAGAAACCUUUAACGACUUCCUUGAAAUUAUUGAAGACAUCGACGAGAAGGAUAUCCCUACAGUUGUUCAACGGAUACGUGCACUAUAUCAUCCCAGCCUGGGUCAAGACAACAAAUACAAGCUUCAGGCUUUGAUUGGUGUCUUGAUUGACUAUAUUCUUCACAUUACGUCGCUGCCUGACCCCUCCUUUACGCUCCUUCCUCUCCUCCUACCCCAUCUCCAUACCCUGUCAAAAUCAUACCCAAUCGAGUCUGCCGACCAUUUUAAUUCGAAACUCAAGCUGAUGCAGAAGAACCUGACUCGCGGACUUGGGAAGGGCGCAACGUUGGUGGAUGCUAAAACAUGGCCAGGACCUUCUGAGCUAGCCUUAUUAUGGAUGAUCAGUCAUAUCUGGCCGACCAGUGAUAUGAAUCAUGCCGUCGUUUCACCCGCACGUUUAUUGAUGGGUGCUUAUCUUGGACUGGGGCGUGUAAGGUCACUCAAAGACAUUGCGAGCGGACUAUUCUUGUGCACUCUCUUUCUUCGCUAUGAAGAGUAUUCAAAGCGGCUCGUCCCAGAAGUUGUAGUCUUCCUUUGUAACGCGAUCCUACACCUCGCUCCUCACUCUUUCAAGAAUGUGAACUCCCUCCCCGGUUCUUUCCCUUGUCCGGAUUUCAACAGUGCACUGUGUCGUCCACUUCGAAUAAGCAAAAAGGGAGCGAAGGAUUUACAGGCACAGGCGCCUAAUUUAGUUCGGUUACUUGCAAGAGACACUGGUGAUACAGAGCAAGACAAGCUAGACUUGUUUGUAGUAUCUCUCGAACUACUCCGGAGUUUUGCAGACCUCUACAAGAGUUCAGACGCGUUCAUAGAAUUGUUCCAGCCUGCGCUGGCAAUCUUAGACAGUGUUAACAUUUCAUGGGCAUCCGAGGGUGUCAAGACAAAAUACAUAAGCACAAAAGACAUGAUCAACCGACUACUCAAGUUCUCUCGACAAUCACGGAAGCCACUCACUCUACAAGCACACAAGCCCAUACCAAUAGCAACCUACAUCCCCAAAUUCGAAAACAACUCCUCAAGUUACUUACGGAAGAACGACCCAGACCACGAGCGCGCUGCCGCGUCGAAGUUACGAUACCAGUAUAAACAAGAACGGAAGGGCGCGAUUCGAGAGUUGCGCAAGGAUGCGCGGUUUUUGUCUGCUGUGAAGGAGAAGGGGCAGAUGGAGAAGGAUAAACAGUAUGGGGAUAGGAUGAAGAAGGUAUUUUCGACGCUUGAGAGUGAGAGGGCGGAACAGAAGAAGAUGGAUAGAGAGAAGGUGAAGGAGAAGAGAUGAGCUGGUAGGAAGUGAUGGUUUGAUCGUUUGUAUCCCAUACAUACAAACGCACACAUACAAAAUAAAGUAAAAAAGAAAACGC